Messenger RNA from Endocarpon pusillum Z07020, 1611 nucleotides. RefSeq lists its product as uncharacterized. Lineage: Eukaryota; Fungi; Ascomycota; Eurotiomycetes; Verrucariales; Verrucariaceae. Gene Ontology annotation, molecular function: threonine-type endopeptidase activity. The record is from RefSeq and is a predicted model, not a curated record. The coding region runs from base 1 to 1611 and encodes 536 amino acids. Gene Ontology annotation, biological process: protein maturation. The transcript has 3 exons.
AUGCCUUUUCGGCGUCAUCGCGAAGGUGGUGAUGUUUGUGCCAUCUAUGUCCAUGCCGGAGCGGGCUUUCACAGCUAUGCAAACGAGAAGCACCAUUUGAUGGCCUGCGCAGAUGCUGCCAGCGUGUCCAUGGCACUGUUGAAGAACGGAGGCAGUGCCUUGGACGCUGUGGAAAUGGCCAUUAAAGUCUUUGAGGACCGGGAGAUCACCAAUGCUGGGUAUGGCAGCAAUCUUUGCAUGGACGGCACAGUAGAGUGCGAUGCAUCAGUGGUAGAUCAUUAUGGUCGAAGUGGAGCAGCGGGCGCAGUCUCAAUGGUGAAGAAUCCUAUUGGGCUCGCUCGGCUGAUCCUGGAGGAAUCCACUCGCCCUCUUUCACUUCAGCGUGUACCGCCGAACCUACUUGUUGGUCAAGGUGCAAUUGACUAUGCCAAUGAGAAAGGCCUGCUCACAGUCUUCAAUGAUCACAUGGUAUCGAGAGCAGCAAAAGAACGAUGGAACAAAUGGAAAAGGGACUUAGAUUUGGCUGACGAACAGGACAAACAAAAGUCUGCACUCGGCAAAUUCCCCGACCAGAGGUUCACAAACCACGCGCCUAUCAUCUCGUCAUCGCAGGUUAGUACGCCUGUCUCACCUGCAUCCAUCCAGAGCGCGGCUGAAACUCCACACAUAAAAUCUCCAAGUCGGCCGCUGGUAGCUUCCACAGCGGACAUUCCUGACACCUAUUUUGAUGCCCAUACAAAAAACCAUGCUAGAUAUCUUGGCGUACCAGGUCCUUCUCUGUCAGAUCCAAUCAGAAGGGUAGAAUUGGAGCGUCAUCCAAACAUUGACGGCAAUAGGGCAACAGCAGCCUACGAUAUUGCCACAGAUGACAAUCACCCCUGGGCUUCGAAGAGACGACGGCUCAGCAAGGACGGUUCAUUCGACAAUGCGCAGUCACCUCUUGGGAGACUAGCGGAACUCGACUCGUCAAAGCUGGAUAUGUCACUUGCUAUUCAGCCUACAUCUGACUUGCAGCCAUCCAAGCACAAUGAAGAUCAUGUCGUGGAUACUGUUGGAGCAAUUGCAGUCGAUUGCUUCGGCAACAUUGCUGCCGGCUCUUCUUCUGGGGGCAUUGGUAUGAAGCACCGUGGCAGAUGUGGACCGGCGGCUCUUGUCGGCAUCGGUACUGCCGUCAUUCCUUCUGACGCCGAAGACCCAGAUGAGACCUCCAUCGCCACUGUCACCAGCGGCACUGGCGAGCACAUGGCCACCACACUCGCAGCUGCUACUUGUGCAGAUCGAAUAUACUCCAGUGUUCGCAAAGCACGAGGCGGUGGACUACAGAGCUGCACGGAAGAUGAGGCAAUUUAUAGUGUCAUCGACAAAGAAUUCAUGGGCCAUCCAGGGGUCAAGAAUAGUCAUUGCCCUGGUGCGAUUGGUAUCCUGGCUGUGAAGAAGACAAGACACGGUAUCAUGCUCUAUUUUGCGCACAAUACGGAUAGCUUCGCUGUGGCUAGUAUGCAGAGUGGUGAUCGCAAACCGUCUUGUGUAAUGAGUAGGAGCAACGGUUUCGGAAGUAUUGCGCAGGGUGGCAGAUUGGCAAAGUAUCGAGGAAAUGGUGUCAGGCAUUAA